UUAUGCCAGAUGUGAACCCUGCCCUUAGUGACUUAGAUUUGUGAAUGAGGUACCAUAUCCAGGGACCUCUCAGUGAUGAAGUUGCGUUGCUCACUGACAUCCACUACACAUCUUCCUCCUCUGUGGAGAGGGAUGCACAGUGGAGUUCUGGUUUUGGAAGGAUGAAUAUUUAAAGAACAAUCUUCAGUCUUGCUUCAAAAUGUCUCUGUGUGCACCUUCUCACAAGGACUUUUCUCAGUUGCUGCCACUUCAGGAUAUUGGAUGCAAUAAAACAGAAAUUAAAAACUCACCCGCUGGUAUCGUCUCUCCAGUUCCCUACAGCUGUAAUCAGUCCACGUUGACAACAGAACACAGUCCAGUCUAUAUUCCCUCAUCUUACAUGGAAAACAGACAUGAAUAUUCUGCAAUGGCAUUCUGCAGUCCUGCUAUGAUGAAUUACAACAUUACCAGCAAUUUUGGUGAUUCAGAGAGUGCAUCUGUGAGGCAAACAACCAGCCCCAAUGCGUUAUGGUCUGCUCCUGGCCAUCUCUCCCCUCUGACGUUGCACUGUCAGUCAUCGCUUCUGUAUGCAGAGCAGCCAAAGAGUCCGUGGUGCGAAGCAAGACCGAUGGAGCCGGUGCUGCCUGUGACCAGAGAAACAUUAAAAAGGAAAAGUAAUGGCAAUGACUGUACAAGCCCAAUUGCAAAUAAUCCUGGCUCAAAAAGGGAUGCCCACUUUUGUGCAGUCUGCAGUGACUAUGCUUCGGGAUACCACUAUGGGGUCUGGUCAUGUGAAGGCUGCAAAGCAUUCUUUAAAAGAAGUAUUCAAGGACAUAACGAUUACAUCUGCCCAGCUACCAAUCAAUGCACGAUAGACAAAAACAGGCGCAAGAGCUGCCAGGCAUGCCGGCUGCGGAAAUGUUAUGAAGUGGGAAUGAUGAAAUGUGGCUCAAGAAGAGAACGUUGCGGCUACCGGAUCCUGCGUCGUCACCGUAAUUCAGAAGAUCAGGUGCACUGCAUUGGCAAAGCUAGGAAAUACAAUGAGACAGCAACCCGUGUAAAAGAGAUCCUGCUCAGCACAGUCAGUCCGGAACAGUUUGUUUUAACGCUACUUGAAGCGGAGCCUCCCAAUGUGUUGGUGAGUCGUCCCAGCAAACCCUUCACGGAGGCCUCCAUGAUGAUGUCCCUGACAAAACUGGCAGACAAAGAGCUGGUUCACAUGAUUGGUUGGGCCAAGAAAAUUCCUG
Molecule: messenger RNA, 1226 nt
Organism: Leptosomus discolor (cuckoo roller)
Lineage: Eukaryota; Metazoa; Chordata; Aves; Leptosomiformes; Leptosomidae
Source: RefSeq, a predicted model, not a curated record